This is a messenger RNA of Besnoitia besnoiti, 2151 nucleotides long. RefSeq lists its product as uncharacterized. The transcript is spliced from 6 exons. Bases 1 to 2151 code for a protein of 716 amino acids. NCBI's taxonomy places the organism in Eukaryota, Apicomplexa, Conoidasida, Eucoccidiorida, Sarcocystidae. The record is from RefSeq and is a predicted model, not a curated record.
AUGGAGUCGCUGGCAAUUCCCGAACGUCUCGCGCGCCCUCGCAGCGGGCAACCCGUGCCGCGCCUCGAGCCACCGCUCCGCCCGCGAUAUGCAGCUGGUGUGACCGCGCGCCGAGCCAGCUGGGUAGCGACAAGGAGACUCGACUUCCGCGUCGCGCUCCCGCGUGUGUCCGCUGCCGACUCUCCGAGCCACGUCCGCGACGUGUGUCCGAAGAAUCGCCCGGUGGCGGUGCCCGAGGCGAGCCGAGACCGGGUCUUGAUCAACUUGCAGGGACCGGCUAUUUUGACGGGCGCAUAUCGAAAAGCGCUUGUGGGUGUCCUCUGCUUUGGUGAUGUGGCGGAGGGACACAGAAUCGAGAGCCUUGCAUCUGCGCAUUCCCAUGUACAAACCAACACGGGCGUUGCUGUAAGUGGCACCCGCGACCUAGAUGGCGCCAACUUGCGCAAGCGUGAUUUGAGGCCUAUCGGGCGUCAUAAUGAUGCACUUCCAUCCUUUAUCGCAGAUCGCGUCAUUAGGAGUGCUUCCUCUUCCCCUAGUUUCUCUGGUGUUCCGCGUCUCCGAUCGAACAGCGACAAACAAGCACUGCGAAAAUUUACAAGCAACUUCCAGGUUGCAAACGUGCCUUCACUGGCACUCGACACCGCCUCGUGGACUGGCUAUGCUCAGGAGGUCGCUCCUAAUGCGGAGAAUGCAGGAUUGAUAGCUUCGGUCUGGUCAGUUGCAGCUCCAGCUUCGACGUUACUGUCGAUGGACGCACCGCUUGCGAUGGAUGCCGCUCCAAGCGCGCCGCAGAUGACUCCACUUGGCCAGAUUUCAGCUGGGGCUGCUCCGGGAGUAAAUACGGUGUUUCAAGCGCCGCCCGCACCUGCAUUCGGAACAGCAGCAGGCGCUGCUUCAGGCAUUGCGCAGGCGAGCCCGCUCCCGGCGACGUUGCCACCGACGGCAGCUGGACAGGGCAUGCCUGCUGCCGGCGCUGCCCCAGUGGCUGGAGGUGCUGCUGGAGGUAUUCCACCCUCACCUCCGGUAGGAAGCCUAGCACUUCCGUCAUUGCCAUCUGCUGCACUGCCGGCAACUAGCCUGCCUGCCGCAGGCCCUGCCCCCGCGGCCUCAGUGGCUCUUCCUGCAGCCACAGUGCCGUACGUGAGCGCUGGAGCAGCCGCUCCCGCCUCAACAGCACCACAGCAGGGGGUGCCAGCACCCGGAGCCUCUUCUCCUGUGGCUGCCCCCGCAGCAGCAGGACCAAUCGGGCAGCCAGCGCCACAAUACAAUAGCCCCGCCCCUCCACAUCCGGAGUCACCGACAGAAAAUAGCGGCGCAGCAGCUUCGUCCGUAGCGCCUGCCGGCUCUACUCCGGCCUCAAGCGUGGCGGAAGCACCAAUCCAAGCGCCACCGUCGCAGGCUCCAUCGCCAAGUGGGAAUAGUGAAGAGGGCCGGCUUUCCGUGACACGGCACCCAACCGAUGCAGACGUCGAGACUAUCUCAGCAUCUGCAGCACCUGCACAAGAGAUCGUUGUAGUACCAGGCGUCUCUGCGAGAGUCAUACACACACAACCGCAAGUGACAGUGGUUGGGGGAGCCUGCUUCGACGGAUGCUCGUGCUGGCCUGUUUGGUCCAUUAGCAUUGUUGUCCUCGUCAUCAACCUUGUAGCUUGCUUCGUCGCCCUUCACCUGACUGCCUCGCUGUAUUCGAAGGGCAUGUUUUCUUCCCAUCUCUACAAAGGCGGCGGCUACUGGCUGAUCGGAGCGGGGAUUGCAGGAAUGGUGACAGGAGGUCUUAUUGGAGGCUUCGUACCCCCCGCGUGCUGGGCAGGAGCUCUUUACCUUGGUGGUUCGAUGAUGUCAACGUGUAUUGCAAUUAUUCUAAUUGGACGUCGAGGCGCCUGGCUCGGUGCCCUUGGUGGAGUUGGCUGUGGUGGCGUCAUUGGCUUCUUCACCAGCAGGGGGGUUGUUGGUAUCGUUGUCGGAGGAUUUGUUGGCUUUCUCUUCGGCAUUGUUGUCGGCUUCGCUCCCGUGUGCCGGUCUCUAAAGAUCAAUGAGCGGUACAUUCGCGCUGGCAUGCGACCUGCUGGAAGCAACUCAUCGCGGUAUUCUGAUGAUGGGAGAGACGACAAGUACCACUCUGGGACAUUUGCGCCACCCUCGUCUCCGUAA